Diprion similis is the source of this 3226-nucleotide messenger RNA. Its product is annotated as zinc finger protein Xfin-like. Gene Ontology annotation, molecular function: chromatin insulator sequence binding; zinc ion binding. The record is from RefSeq and is a predicted model, not a curated record. The transcript is spliced from 9 exons. Bases 503 to 2980 code for a protein of 825 amino acids. Lineage: Eukaryota; Metazoa; Arthropoda; Insecta; Hymenoptera; Diprionidae. Gene Ontology annotation, cellular component: chromosome; nucleus. Gene Ontology annotation, biological process: regulation of transcription by RNA polymerase II.
GGCGCUCCUUCCGAUGCUCUCGCAAUAUUCUUGCUUAUUGUUGGUGAAAGUAAAUAAAAGAACAAUAAUAUAUACUAAUCAAAAUGUCAGGUCGUUUAAAAUACAAGGAAGAUUCGACUCUUCCACGGCUCGUUGAUUAUCUUGUGGUCGUGAAAACAUGACGAGAAUUCUUAUGGUGUCGGAAAUAAUCAAGAACAAGAUAUACGGAGAAUCGUUACAAAAUAUGCUAGACGAUCGUCCCGUCUCCCGUAGAUUAACCUCAAUUCACCUUGGCGAAUUUCUAAAAUCACGAGAACCCAAAGAGCAAUCGCUACGAGACUCUAGGGACAAUGGGACUCGGCUUAUUCGUUUUAACCGAGCUUAUUCCGUAGAUUUAUUAAAUAUUAUCCUGUAACUUACCUAUAUACGUAUAAAAACGCGCAAUACAUAAAACCUGUAAACAAGUGUUUGAGAGACUAUUUAAUCAUUGUUCAUAUUGUAUAUUUAAAUUCGAACAUUAAACAUGAUGACUACUGCGGUACAAGACUGGAAUAAUGCCUGUAGACUUUGUUCGGAGGAGAAGGCGGAGAUGUUGUCGAUAUUUGGCGACGAAGGUGUGCAAAGAAAAGUCACCCAAAAGAUGAGAGCCUGCUUUCCCAUAAUGGUAUACAAAAGCGAUCCGUUGCCAAAACAGAUAUGUCAAUUCUGCGCAGCCAGAUUAGACGACGCUUACGAAUUCAGAGAACGUUGUCUCGGCGUCUACAAAUCUAUGCAUAUACAACUUCUAGCCUUAAAGGAUUCCGAAACUGUAAAAAUAUUUCUCGAUGCCAUGAAGAAUUCUCCUGAUCCUUGCCAGGCCCAGCUUUGCAAAGAAAAAGCACGUGCUCCGCCACCGUUGGUUCCUUUAUCUGCUUCGCUACCAGCUGAGAAGUCGUCUGUUUUCAUCGGCAUGCAAAAGACAGAUCAGUCUAAUGCGGCCAAUGAAACUUUGGUGGAACUUCCUUGUGAAGUGCAGAUCAAAGAGGAGCCCUUAGAUACGGCUGAUGGGAACGGACCGAUCUUGGGUACUGCGAUUAUGACAGCGGAAGAAUUGUUGGAUUCAGUUCGCAAUGAUCGAAUGGAAAUUUCUCACCAAGAGGAUUACGCCUCGAGGGGUACAAACGGAACGGAAAACAGAAAUCCAUUCAGUAAUGAAUCGAACAUUGGAAUUACUGGUAGACCAGGGAAUGGAAGCACUAGCAUUUUAGAACAAGUAUUAACUGGAAGCUUGACGAUAAACGAUCGAAUAGAGACAAAACCAAAAUUUAAACCAAGUUCCAAAUGGUGGUGUGCGCCGUGCAAUAGAUACUAUAGAACAAAAGAGAGUUUACGCAAACACAUGCGGCUCUUCUGUCCGCGUAGAUACAGAUGCAAAAAAUGCUCGAGCGUGUUUCAAUCCGUGGAAGAUCUUGCAAAACAUGAAGGAUCGCAUCAUCUCAAAGUUACUCUGAACUUUGACGAAUGUGUCAACGAGUGCGAUCAGUGCGAUCGCGAAUUUGUUAGCUGGGAAAUACUGAGGCAUCACAGACAACGGGAUCAUCAAUCAGUUCCUGAAUUGGCGACUGUAUCAAACACUUGGUGUUCUCCUUGUAAUCGUUUUUUUCCAACAAUGAAUUCAUACCAAAAUCACAAACAACUGCAUCAGCCAGAGACGGCAUCUGCGACGCCUGCACGUGGCGAAACAUUAUUCAAUAAGAAUCCUUUUGCAGAAAAUAUCAAGUCACUCAUGUGUCCCACCUGUGGAAAGGUGUGUACGCAGCAGAGUGCAUUAUCAAAUCACAUGCGAACUCAUGAACCAAAAAAACACAAAUGUGAAAUUUGUGGCCGCUCAUUUGGGCUGUUUAUUCGAUUAGCGGCACACAGGCUGAGCGAGCAUAAUCAACAGCCUGUCAUGUCUCCUGUUAACGCCAGCGUCGAACAAGAGGAAGCAUUAAAUGCGGAGAGAGAAGCCCGGGAAGCCAAUGAAGCGAUAACUGGUAUAAGCAAUAGAAGCUUCAUUAAGGAGUCCGAUGAAGAAGAUGUUUCUAUGGAUGGUUCGGCUCAUGCAAGUAAAGACAUCAACAUGGGCACAUCGAAGAAUGUGGCCCGUUGCGGUAUUUGUUUGCAGUGGUUCAACGAUCACACGACGAUGCUGACUCAUUUGCAAACACAUUCCGAGAGCUACGUGUAUAAGAGCUUCAGCUGUAGAGUUUGUAAAAAAACGUUCAAAGAAAAAUGGCAGCUUCUUCGUCAUGAGAUUUCUCACAAACGUGCAAGCAACGCAAGUAAAUACACGUGUUCCACGUGUAAAAAAUCAUUCAAAGACAAGGCGCAACAAAAGGCACACGAAGCAACACAUAUUGUGGAUAAAACUUACCAUUGUCCACGGUGUAACAAGAUAUUCUUCAAGGAGAUUUCCCUGCUUGCACAUCAGUGUAAUGGAGGGAAACCUGUAUUUGGAAAGCGUGGUGGUGCGACAAAGGCUUCAUCCAAGUCAUCACAGCAAUCCUUCAACACACACAAGAAGUAUAACUGUUCAAAAUGCAAUGCAACUUUCAACAAUUCUCAGUCGAGAAAUUCUCACAUGAGAGUACACACCCAGGCACAUGCAAUGCUCCAGGUACGAAAAAAAGAAUUGAAAAAGGAAUUGGAAAUGACGAAAGCAAUGCCAAACCUUACGCCGGAACAUAUGUCACCAGGUACGUCGGUUCCAACGCAGAUUGAGCCUACAGUUGAAUUGAAAAUUGAGGAUUCACCGAGUGCUCCUCCUGCUCUCAAACGUACACUAAUAAGGACAGGUGGCGGAUAUCGUUGCGGUGUAUGCCAGUCACCAUUUGUCCUGCGAGAACUUGCAGUGGCGCAUUUGAGAUCAGCCCAUCCUGCUGCAACGUUUCACUGUCCUCAUUGCAAGAAGCAGUUUUCUACGCGAUAUACUUUGUCUCGUCAUAUUGAGACGGUACAUCCUGAUGAAUCAGAAAAAUAAUUAGUGUAGGUUAUUUGUAUUAUAUGAAGAUUUACAUAUUUGACGAAUUAUUGCUACACUAGUAGGUACGUAUUUAUUAAAGUGAGAAAGUAUGAAUUAUACAAUUUACAAUAACGUAAAUAUAAUUUUCUAUUGCCUUAAAAUGACCUAGAAAUUUUCUUGUUAAAUGUUAAAAAAACAAUUUAUUGUCGACAAAGUAUAAUGAACUAUACUAUAUAUAUAUAUAUAUAUAGCAUUCGAACCUAU